This is a messenger RNA of Uncinocarpus reesii 1704, 741 nucleotides long. RefSeq lists its product as uncharacterized. The transcript is spliced from 2 exons. The record is from RefSeq and is a predicted model, not a curated record. Bases 1 to 741 code for a protein of 246 amino acids. Gene Ontology annotation, cellular component: mitochondrion. Gene Ontology annotation, molecular function: delta(3,5)-delta(2,4)-dienoyl-CoA isomerase activity. NCBI's taxonomy places the organism in Eukaryota, Fungi, Ascomycota, Eurotiomycetes, Onygenales, Onygenaceae.
AUGUGGCUAGAGCUCCGUCAGAUCUUUGACCAGCUUUCCGUCGACCCCAAUGUCCGUGCCGUCAUUCUUUCUGGUGCCGGGCCUCGCGCUUUUACAGCUGGUCUCGAUGUCAAGGCCGCGUCACAGGGCAUGCUAGGCGGCAAGGAGGGAGUGGGAAAAUUAGAUCCCGGACGGAUUGCGGUUCAAAUGCGGCGGCACGUUGCCAGCUUCCAGGAUUGCAUCACGGCCGUGGAGAAAUGUGAGAAGCCGGUUAUUUGUGUGAUGCACGGAAUUUCCUAUGGGCUCGGAAUCGAUCUCUCGUGUACCGCGGAUGUGAGAAUCUGUUCCAAAGACACCCAAUUCUGUGUCAAGGAAGUGGACAUUGGCCUUGCUGCGGAUAUCGGCACUCUUACUCGGCUCCCUAAAAUUGUGGGCUCCUAUGGCUGGGUGAAGGAGGUGUCUAUGACGGCAAGGCCUUUCGGCGCAGAGGAAGCAAUGCGGGUGGGAUUUGUGAACUCGGUUUACGAGGCGAAGGCGGAUGCUGUGAGUGCGGCCAUUGAAAUGGGAGUUCUGAUGGCGAGCAAGAGCCCCAUUGCGGUGCAGGGAACAAAGGAGCUGUUGAACUGGUCCAGAGAUCAUACCGUUCAGGAUGGGCUUCGGUAUACGGGUGUCUGGAACAGUGCUGCGCUUCAAACGAGCGACGUUGCUACCGCGCUGCUGUCCGGACUGGAGAAACGGACGCCGACCUUUGAGAAAUUAUGA